AUGGAACGAGCAAAGCAGAAGCGUGCAUCAAGAAGACGUCAGGUGACGAAACUCAUCGGCGAAGCAUCUACGGUUAUCGCUAACGAAUCGACGGACCGGAUGUUACUUGAGAGUCUUCUGGAACGGUUGCGGGUAAAUAACGAAGAACUCACGCGUCUUAAUAACGAGUUGGAACAGUACCUGAAGGAAGACGAGAUGGAAUCCGAGCUGGACAUCGCAUUGCAGUAUGAGGACAACGCCGUAAGCACCAUGGCAAAUUUGCGAACGAAGAUCUCCGGCAUUGGUGCUACUCCAAUAGCAGCAACGACAGCUCAAGUGACUGCAUCGUCGCCUCAAUCCAACAACACAACGAAAUCCAACGGUAUCCGACUUCCCAAGUUGCAACUAGUGAGGUUCCGCGGCGAGCUGUCAAUGUGGGGAAGCUUCUGGGAACAGUUCAAAGGCGCCAUUCAUGAAAAUGACUCCCUCAGCAAGGCGGAGAAAUUCUACUAUCUACGCUCUUUGCUGGAUGGGCCUGCAGCGACAGCAAUUUCUGGUCUACAAGCAACGGAGGAAUGUUACGCAGACGCCAUUGAGGUACUGACCGAACGCUUUGGUGACAAAAGGCGCAUCGAAAGGGAACACCUGUCAAGGCUUCGGACACUUCCGUACGUCAAAUCAUCACGUGAUGUGUACGGACUUCGUAAACUCUACGACCACGUUCAAACGCACGUUCGAGGAUUAAAGGCGCUAGGUGUCACAAGCGAAAGCUACGCAUCGAUGAUGUGUGAAAUCCUGCUCUCAAAUUUGCCCACCAAUCUGGCACUGGACUACCAACGACAAAAGAAGAGACUCCUUUUGUACGACGCAAGGAAUAAUCCAGGCAGCACGGAAACAUCGUCAGAAGUUGAAGGAGAUGCCUCCGGUGAGCUCAAAAGUAUCCUUAACUUUGUCAGGAUAGAAAUCGAGAGCAUGGAAGGUGUCAACAUGGUCGAUAAAAGGCAGGACGUUAAUGACGGACACAGCAAGGACGCAUACAAAGCAGAUCCACCAUCAUCGCAUAUAUGGCUGAAGGACAUCCCCGCACUACGGACAAUGCUACGGAAAAACCCGAUUGAUGACUUCUCCUUACAUGGACUAUUGAUGAAGCAACAGGGCCACGAGAACAACAACGCCCCAAACGACGACUUCCCGAGGAGGUCACCUUAG
This is a messenger RNA of Ornithodoros turicata, 1188 nucleotides long. RefSeq lists its product as uncharacterized. The transcript has 2 exons. The record is from RefSeq and is a predicted model, not a curated record. The coding region runs from base 1 to 1188 and encodes 395 amino acids. NCBI's taxonomy places the organism in Eukaryota, Metazoa, Arthropoda, Arachnida, Ixodida, Argasidae.